GUGUGUGGUCCCCCCGCAUCAACAACCGCACCCCACGCUCCAUUUCAUUUCAUUUCAUUCAUUCACACACACUCUUUCCAUUUUUAAUUUUCAAAGUUCCAAACCCAACCCCAAAUUCAGGCUCACCCUCGCGGGAAAAUUUCGAAGAAUUGGGAGGGAAAGGGAAAAACCUUAUCAUCAUCACACACUACUCAUUUCAUUUCAUUUCAAACCCUACUGUCUAUAUAUACACUCACAUCUUGCACCCAAACUGUUCGAAGAAAUUCUCCACUCAAAACCACUGCCGCCAUAACCAACAAGAUGUAUGUGGUGAAGAGAGAUGGGCGCCAAGAGGCGGUGCAUUUCGAUAAGAUCACCGCGCGCCUUAAGAAGCUCAGUUAUGGUCUCAGUACUGACCACUGCGAUCCCGUUCUCGUUGCUCAGAAGGUCUGCGCCGGGGUUUACAAGGGUGUUACCACUAGUCAGCUUGAUGAAUUGGCCGCUGAAACCGCCGCCGCCAUGACUGCUAACCAUCCUGAUUACGCAUCUUUGGCUGCUAGGAUUGCGGUUUCCAAUCUGCAUAAGAACACCAGGAAGUCGUUUUCAGAGACGGUUAAGAUCAUGUACAAUCAUUUCAAUAAUAGAUCUGGGCUGAAAGCUCCACUAAUUGCUGAUGAUGUAUAUGAGAUAAUCAUCAAGAAUGCGGCUCGUUUGGACAGUGAGAUUAUUUAUGAUAGGGACUUUGACUAUGAUUACUUUGGGUUCAAGACGCUUGAGAGGUCAUACCUGUUGAAGGUUCAAGGGCAGGUUGUGGAGAGGCCUCAGCACAUGUUGAUGAGGGUUGCUGUUGGAAUUCACAAGGAUGACAUUGAAUCUGCUGUUAAGACUUAUCACUUGAUGUCUCAACGGUGGUUCACUCAUGCAUCCCCGACACUUUUCAAUGCUGGAACACCUAGGCCUCAGUUGAGCAGUUGCUUCCUUAUAUGCAUGAAAGAUGAUAGUAUAGAGGGGAUUUAUGAUACUUUGAAGGAGUGUGCUGUCAUUAGCAAAUCGGCAGGAGGAAUUGGUGUUUCUGUUCACAACAUUCGUGCCAUGGGCAGUUACAUUCGCGGAACUAAUGGGACUUCCAAUGGUGUUGUUCCCAUGCUGCGCGUGUUCAAUGAUACUGCUCGUUAUGUUGAUCAAGGAGGAGGCAAGAGGAAAGGUGCAUUUGCGGUGUAUCUGGAGCCAUGGCAUGCUGAUAUUUUUGAAUUCUUGGAACUAAGAAAAAACCAUGGAAAGGAAGAGCACCGUGCUCGUGAUUUAUUUUAUGCUCUCUGGUUGUCUGAUCUCUUUAUGGAAAGAGUUCAGAGUAAUGGGCACUGGUCCUUGUUUUGCCCCAAUGAAGCACCGGGUUUGGCAGAUUGUUGGGGUGAAGAAUUUGAAAAGCUUUACACUAAGUAUGAAAGAGAAGGAAAAGCAAAGAAGGUUGUUGAGGCACAGAAUCUUUGGUUUGAAAUUUUGAAGUCCCAGAUAGAAACUGGAAAUCCUUAUAUGCUUUUUAAGGACACUUGCAACAGGAAAAGCAACCAGCAAAAUCUUGGCACAAUUAAGUCAUCAAACUUGUGCACUGAGAUAAUUGAGUACACAAGUCCAACAGAAACAGCCGUGUGCAAUCUUGCAUCAAUUGCUCUACCUCGAUAUGUAAGAGAUAAGGGUGUGCCCAUGGAGUCUCAUCCAACUAAGCUAGUUGGCAGUCUAGGCUCUAAAAAUAGAUAUUUUGACUUUGAUAAACUAGGAGAGGUUACUGCAACAGUGACGACAAACCUUAAUAAAAUAAUUGAUGUUAAUUACUACCCAGUUGAAAAUGCAAAAAGGUCUAACUUACGACACAGACCAAUUGGUAUAGGAGUUCAGGGUCUUGCUGAUACUUUCAUACUACUUGGCAUGGCAUUUGAUUCACCAGAGGCUCAGCAGUUAAACAAGGAUAUAUUUGAGACUAUAUACUAUCAUGCUCUGAAAACUUCUUGUGAGUUGGCUGCAAAAGAAGGUCCUUAUGAAACAUACAGUGGUAGUCCUGUAAGCAAGGGAAUUCUUCAGCCAGACAUGUGGGGUGUGACACCCUCUGAUCGUUGGGAUUGGGGUGCACUUCGGAAGAUGAUAUCAGAGACCGGUGUGAGAAAUUCACUUCUUGUUGCCCCUAUGCCAACUGCAUCUACUAGCCAGAUACUUGGCAAUAAUGAGUGUUUUGAGCCAUAUACUUCCAAUAUCUACAAUCGCAGAGUUUUAAGUGGCGAAUUUGUUGUAGUGAACAAGCAUCUUCUUCACGACUUGACUGACAUGGGAUUGUGGUCUCCUGCAAUCAAGAAUAAUAUUAUCUAUGAGGAUGGUUCUGUUCAGAAUAUCACAGAAAUACCUAAUGAUCUGAAAGUCAUAUACAAAACCGUUUGGGAGAUCAAGCAAAAGACAUUGGUUGAUAUGGCUGUUGAUCGAGGAUGCUUCAUAGAUCAGAGUCAAAGCUUAAAUAUUCACAUGGAACAACCCAACUUUGGAAAGCUCACUUCCUUGCAUUUUUAUGCAUGGUCAAAGGGUCUGAAAACCGGGAUGUAUUAUCUCCGAACACGAGCUGCAGCCGACGCCAUCAAGUUUACUGUUGAUACCGCUGCAAUUAAAGACAAGCCUAAGGUGGAGGAGGAUGAUAAUACCAAGAUGGCACAGAUGGUAUGCUCUUUGACAAACCGAGAUGAGUGCUUGGCUUGUGGAAGUUGAAACUAACUCAUUAGCGUGUUUGGAUUCUAAUUAGUAAGGCUUAAAAGCAUUUUUAAUGGAAAUCCAUGUCGAUGGUGGAUUGAAAUAAGUGUUUUUUAAUGAAUAUAGUGGAAAUCCAAACACACAUAGAAUUGCUCCUCAUUGGGUUAUUUUCAGAGAUAAAUCGCUGUGCUAGCCUUGACUAUGUAUUCUUAAGCGCUUUGUAUAGUAUUUAUCUAGCUCUUAAAUUCAUUUGUAGUUUUGUACGCUUCAUUGAAUUUUCUUGUAUUUGUAUGUUAGAGGUAUUUGUUUAAAGUAUAUGAUAAUGUUUGAAAUAUUAAGAAUGUUAUUUUUAUGUA
Lotus japonicus is the source of this 3065-nucleotide messenger RNA. Its product is annotated as ribonucleoside-diphosphate reductase large subunit. Gene Ontology annotation, molecular function: ATP binding; ribonucleoside-diphosphate reductase activity, thioredoxin disulfide as acceptor. Lineage: Eukaryota; Viridiplantae; Streptophyta; Magnoliopsida; Fabales; Fabaceae. Gene Ontology annotation, cellular component: ribonucleoside-diphosphate reductase complex. The transcript is spliced from 17 exons. The coding region runs from base 301 to 2727 and encodes 808 amino acids. The record is from RefSeq and is a predicted model, not a curated record. Gene Ontology annotation, biological process: deoxyribonucleotide biosynthetic process; DNA replication.